AAACUUUUUAUUCAUUCGUAUAACUUGGCGAUAUACGCCGAUCAAAGCAGUUUUAUUUGUGUUAGAAUGCUCCAAUGCGCUAUCUAAAGAGAACAAGCUAUGAAGGUGUUACAGAAAGCAGGGGGCACAUUUUGGACCAACUACUUCAGAUGCGUUACACUCCAUUCUUGGGAGACUGGAGAUUCGAUUCACGUGAUUCCACUUCGCCGUUACAACUACCGAACAGGCAGUAUAGCGACGCUGCCUGUUCGGAAUUAUUUAGCCCGGUGAUUACGUCAGUAUCACCGGGUGGCGCUGUGACAGGGAAUCUCGUCAACAGUUCUUUGAUCCCCACCCACAUGCAUGUCCGUCAGUACACACCCAUCAACCACCAAGCUGGGUUUGGCCAAGAUUUGAAGCGUUUUUUAAUGGAAGUAGGCACGGAUCCUAAGGAGGCUCGUUAUUGGUUGAAACAUUUUCAGCGAGCGACAGAUCCAUUCAAGCCCUUUGCUGUCAUCCAAGUCAGUCAGGAUGUUUUCAAGAACCCUGAUAUGCUGGAUCAGCUGGGUUCGUGCCUGGGAUUUCUCCAUAGACACGACAUGAAAUGCGUACUUAUCCACGGCCACACUGUGCCUGAUGAUAUGGAACUAUCUCUUGCACAUAUGCAGAAUGCAAGGUCUCAGCUGAUCAAUGACAGUAUGAUGUUAGUAAGCAUACUUGAAUCACAUGGAGUACUAGCUAGACCUCUCUUCAGUGGAAGCAACAUUCUGCAAGCUGACCAGGAAGCAAGUUGGGAUUUAAAGGGAACUAUAAAAAGUGUUAAUCUAGACCCAAUAAAGUGGACCUUAGCCUCGGGCCAUUUCCCCGUGAUACACACAAUAGGGGAGACAGCUGUGGGCCAGCUGGUGAACCUUGAUGUUACGCAAGUGACAUCACACGUGUCACAGGCUAUCAGACCUCUCAAGGUGAUGUUCUGUAACAACAGUGGUGGCAUCAUAGAUGAAGAAGGGCAGGUUAUUCCCAAUGUCAACCUCCCUGGGGAUCUGUCUAACAUGAACCACCAGCCAUGGAUCACCCCAGAGCUCAAAGAAAAGAUCAUGAAGAUAUCUGACUUGCUGAACAAGCUGCCCACUGAGAGUUCUGUUGUUAUUACAUCUGCCAACAAAAUUCUCACUGAACUCUUCACACACCAUGGUUCUGGUACAUUCUUCAAGAACACAGAGUCUAUUAACACAUACACUAGUCUAGAGGUGGACAUAGAACGAUUGUUGACCUUCAUAAACAAGUCAUUUGGAAAGGAUCUGAAGGAGGGCUAUCUAUCAGAGAUAGAAGAGAAGUUGAAAACACUCUAUUUGUCAAAGGAGUACAAUGCGGUUGCUAUGAUAACUAAUGAGCCAGGUAUAGAGACUGCUUACCUGGACAAGUUCGCCGUGAGCAUGAACAGCCAGGGACAGGGGACAAGUGAGAUGCUCUGGGAAUGUAUUAGACGAGACUUCAAAAGUCUCUUCUGGCGCUCUCGCUGUGACAACAAGAUCAACCCUUGGUACUUCAAGCAUGCAGAGGGGAGCUGGAGCAAUGGGGAGUGGACAGUGUUCUGGUAUGGUAUCCCUAACCCAAAGCAUGCCAGUCAGCUAGUGGAGUAUGCUCUGGCACUGGAUGCCUCAUUCCAGGGAGAAGGUAAGGAAGAGAAGAGAAAGCCAGAAGUUAGCCAAGUAUGAACUUUUGCUCAAUUUACUUAAAUUCAGCUGUAGAAUCAGCAUAAUAAGGAAAGACUAUUACCUUGGAUGAAAAGUGAAAUUUCAGUUGCGACUGUGAGGUCUAGCAGAGGGGUCGAUGCUUGAUUGAAGAUUUUACCACAAUGAUUACAAAGUUAGCAACCAAGUUGUUUAGUUGUAUAUUUUGGUUUUAAUCAAAUUAACGUCACUGUCAGUAACCUCUAUUAACUGAGAAUAUUGUGUAUAGAUUGUUACGGCUGAUAAAAAGGAAUUGAAAUGCUGAUCUCAACAGUUGAGUAUUUUGAAAUUUUCUUACUUUUUGCACGAAGAUAAUUUGUGAAAUUUAUAUUUUCACAUCCAAGUGAGAGAAAAUGCUGGAGAUCAACUUUGAAAGUAACUUGUAAUAUAUAUUCACACCUGGCUAGGCAUGCAUUGUCACUUUGUGGCUUAAAACAGGAAUCUGUUUACGUAGUCUGGGUUUAUCAGAAGAAAGUAGGACAAACCAGGCUUUCUGAGAAAAGAAUAGCCAAUUAGUGCUAAUGCAUGCCGAGGUGGUAGCAGUAUACCCAGUUUAUACAGGGUGUUCGUAAAGUCUCUUUGCACAGACUUUGAAUUGCAAAUGUAAAGAAACUUCGUGGGCACCCUGUAUAU
Owenia fusiformis is the source of this 2345-nucleotide messenger RNA. The record is from the annotation of a GenBank genome assembly. NCBI's taxonomy places the organism in Eukaryota, Metazoa, Annelida, Polychaeta, Sabellida, Oweniidae.